UGAACUUUUAUUUAUCCUCAACUCGUUGCAAAAGUGGAGAGUGAAGUGCGAUGUGCGAAAAAUUCUAGGCAUGUUCUAAGUUCAUCUUGUGUGUUUCUGCCGAAUUUUUACUUCUAGAUUCUCACUGACAUGGCUUCUCAAGGAGAUGCCGCAACUGAACCCGAAUCUGAGCAAAUUACCGACUCAGAUACCGGGGCUAAGGAGUCCGACUUCAAUGAUACACUCGAUUCUAAAUACGAUUCAAUGGCGUCUGGGAGUGAAAAAGCAGAGAAAAGUUCUGAGGUGGACAACGAAUCAGAGUAUGAAUCAGUGGAUGAAGACCUCGUGAUUCCCAAAAAAGAGCCAGAAGUGGAGAAACCUAAGGUUGAGGAGAAGAAGAUUGAGACAGAAAAGGUUGAGGAGAAGGUUGAAGAGGAGAAAGUAGAAAAACCAAAGAUUGAAAAGGAGGAGACUGAGAGCAAGAAGGUGGAUGCUGAUACUGCUGGAUCUGAGGCUCCUGCAUCCGAAGCAAGUCAGCAGCAUGAGAGUGAAGACCCAUUACAGUCAGUUGACACCAAGAGUGAAUCUAGUUUCAUCAGUGAAAGGGAAGAUGGUGAACUAUCCAUGUCGGAUGAUGAUUUGAGUGACGUCCACAUCGAAGAAGAACGUGAAGAGGGAGAUGGUGAAGAAGAAAGUUUAUCUGGGAAAGAUAAAAAGUUAGAUGAUGAUGAAGACCGUAGAAAUCCUCAGUAUAUCCCCAAAAAAGGCACCUUCUAUGAACAUGAUGACCGUAUGGAAGAUGGCCCAGAAGAAACUGUCAAUGAAAAAGAGGCAGAGUCUGAGAAAGAUGCAAAAGAGGAAGAAAAAAUUCGAUCGAAAAAAGAAGCUGCAUUGGCUUCCAAGUGGCAGCAUGAUCUUUACGAUGACAAGGAGCAGGCCCCUAAAUCAACUCAAGAAUUAAUUGACACUUAUGGUUACGAUAUUCGAAAUGAAGAGGCACCUCCAAAGGCCAGAAGACACCGACGAUAUGGCCGAGGUCCUAAUAAGUACACACGAAACUGGGAAGAUGAAAAUGCAUAUGUAAAAGCUGGAGCACCGCGAGGAGGUAGAGUGAACCGAGGAAGAGGUGGCGGUGGAAGAGGUGGUGGAACCUUCUUUGCUGAUAAUGAAAACUUCAAUCUGGAAAAAGAAUUCCCCGAGUUAAAGAACAAGCGUAACAUUAAAUCCUCGUCUGAAACAGGAGAUAACAGCCCUCCGAAAGGAAGUUCUGUCAUCAAAAAUAGCGUCUUUUACAGCCGAGCAACAUCACAACAGCAGAGUGCACCACCAAGGGAACAAGAUGACUCUUACAGAAAGCAGCAAAAUGCUCCUCAGCAGGUGUCAAAGCCACAAGCAGAGAUUAAAAUCGAUCCUGCUGCAAUAUCUGGAAAGCUUCAUACCUCCAGAAAUCCACCCCCACCAGCAUUUCCACCCCGCAGUAAAACUCAGGCUCCCAAAUACUCCUCCACAUCUCAACAUGAGCCUCAAGUCAAUGGAAGCGGGAACAAACAUUUUGAUGAGAAAAACAUGGCCAAACCAGCUGUCCGAGGCCCUAGUCAACCAUCUGUUCCCAUGACUCCCAUGGACUUUCCGCGUGGACGAGCUAAAAAAAUCGUCACAGAAACCGCCUAUGCGUAUCAACAACCUGUUGGCAUCCAGCAUCAAGUCGAGAAUCACUCCGAACCGACAGAGGAAGAAUUAUCAAAGAAUUUCACUCAUCUUCAAAUAGAGCCAGCGCAGCAUUUCAAUACGUCGGCCGCAUCACCCACCACUGUUCCAAUGGGUCAUGCGAUUGAUAACCAUGGUAUACAAGAUGUGAAUAGUCAAAAAUUGCAACAAUCGCAAGUGGCGGCUUCAGCUAGUUCUCGCGGAAAACGUUACUCCACUCAGCGACAGCGGUCUUUGCCUGAGUCUGGCAUCAGUUUCAGUCCUCCUCCUGCCGCGUUCCAGCAGCCUCCGCAAACUCACUAUUAUCAACCGCAAACGUACGGAACGCAGCCUCACCAAAAUGUCUACACACCCAAGACGGCUGCAGCUGCACCUGUGCUAACCCAGCAGCCAGCGGCGCAGUCGCCGCCAAUGCAGCUCGUCUACCUGCAACCGCCAACGCAACCUCCCCCUCCAGCUCAAUACCAGGCUCCACCUCCGCCUCUCAUCAACUAUGUCCCGCAGCCAUUCACAAACCCUGCUGCAGCCUAUCAACAACUCACUCUCCCACCUCCGCCACCUCAGCCAGAGUUGUACCAACAACCGAGUGGAAUCACAUACUAUAGUGCUCAAACGCAAGCAGUUCUACCACGGCAAACACCUCCCAGGCGGAUCAAGGCAGCCAUUCCUAUAGUUCCUCCCCCAGAAAGCAACAGAGGAAAUAGAUCGAACUCUCAGAUGGAUGAAGAGAAAAAUGCCAGAGAAUAUUAUAACCAAGAAGCUCUGGAGUCAAGCGCCGGCUAAGUCAUCGUUGGGUGUAAAAUUUCUCUGUUGAUAGACACAGCGAAGGAAAGUUGGGCCAGUUGUCAGGUUAUUUUUAAGCUUCCACUGACUCUUGUAAAAAGUGGCUCUAUUACUGACCUGGCAGCUGUUCAUCAGGCGCUCAGCGCAUGCAAGAUUGGACCCUCUUUUAGAAAGAGAGAGCUUGCCUUUUCUGAAAGCUUUAAGCCCUCUUCCAACCCUUCCUCAUGAGUCAAAUCCUCUCACAAGUAUUCAUUUUAUUUAUGUCUACAGUUUACCAACAUUUGUCCUUUACGUCGUUUUUCGUAGAAAGGAUUUAACUCAUUCGCUCUUACUCUAAGCUUCUGUUCAGUCGCUUUGCGUUGUACUCGAAAGCAGCGAGUCGUUAAUUUCAAAACAAAGUGUUCAUCGCACUUUGCAUUCAAAGAAGAACAGUUUUUGUUUCAAUUGCGUUAUUUUAACUGUCGUAAAAUCGUUUUUUAUAUUUUUAUCUUUAAUUGUAGGUCGUAGGUAUUUUUUAUUUCCAAUUGUAAUACUGUUGAACGAGUUCGACAUUUUCAACAAUAGAUGAAAUUAAUCCUCGUCAUAUUUGGUGUAAUCAAGUAAGGGAUGGACUAAUAUUUUCAGGCUACCUGUAAAUUAAUUAUUUUUCAUUAUAAUGAAGUACAAAAGUAAAAUCACUGGAAAAUGAAAAGAAUUGCAAGUUUCUUGUACAGAAUGACUCCUAUGCAGCAUGUUCUAUCUAAAAGAUUAAAAGUUGAUGUGAUCCGAUUACGAAUAAGCAUGUAUUAAAGGUGAACUUACGCCCACUAAAUUUUUCCCUAUCUUGUUUAGAUGUUACAUUAACUUAUUUCAGAGUGAAACUUGCUUGUUUUGUUAAUUUUCAGAAAAUCAGAACUCCGAUCUAUCGUGAGCAUAAUAAGCUAUCCUCAAUUUUUUAAAAAUAUUUUAACUGUGAAAAUUUGACAAUUCAUCAGUGAGCCUGUCAUCAAAAGGACCUUUUUGUGCCCUUUUUUGGGAAAAUUCAGAGAUUCUGCUCUAAUGUGCCCUAAACGAAUCCAAGCUAUGAGACAAUUCUUCAAUGUAAGUCUUAGCAUGAGUUCAGAGCUCGUUUUGGAAAUACAGAGUUGCAAAGUUUACAUUUUUUAUUAUUAAAUAAUGCUGAUAUUUGAAAGUUUUUUUAAGCGCAGUAACAUCCACUGAUGAUACUGUGACUCUAAAAUGAAAAAGGGAUCAACAGAAGUUGCUUAUUUAACCAAGGAACUUCCGAAUAUAUAACAGCAUUUUGCAGUGGUAAAAUAUGUAAACUUUGCAACGUUAUAUUGCCAAAACAAGCCUUUAACUCAAGUUAACUUUCACUGGAGAAUUGUCUCAUCAAAGAAUUUUGUUUAGGCCACAUUUUAAAAAUCCCUGAAUACUCCAAAAAAGGGCAGUAUUUUUGACAGGCUCUUGGCAUUAACUGAGCUCUUCAUGCAAGCACCAACAAGGUGUGCGACCAAGUUUGUGUCAACUGCGGGAUUCCACUGAAAGUUAUGAGAGGUUUUUUUAGACAGCAGGCUGAUUGUUGAAAUUGAUAGACAAAGCUCAGACAAAGAGGUUAUAAAAAGUAAGGAGCCAUCCUAUCGGUUGAAAUGGGUGGUUCUCAUAGACUAAGGAGGAAAAUGAUUGACUAACUAUCGGGUCUCUUGUUGGUUGCCGUUAUUUAGUCAAUUACCUACUUCCUAUGUCCAUUGCAACUAUCUGUUUCCACCAUUAGGAUCCCUCCCUAUGAUUUUUGUCUUCUUUGUCUAUCAAUUUCAACAAUCAGCCCGCAAAAUACUUCAUGUAAAAGAAGCCUGAGCAUGUACUCUUUUAUACUCUCAUGUUAUGAACCUCGUAGUCUACUGUAUGCAUCCUGAAAUAACAAAUAAUAUACAAGUGAAAGUUGCCUUGUCGUAGCAUAAAAUGUUUGAGAAAAACUGGUAAACUUUGCAUUAGAGAACUGAGGUCUUUGCUCAGCUCAACAGAAUGAUACAAAUGUGGUUUGUCUCUGUUGAAAGUGUUUGAGAAGUGUGCAUGUCUACAUAAAAGUGCCUUAGCAGAAGCAACUACGUCUAAGAAAAAUAAUUUUUUUUUACACUCAGUAGAAAAUGCUUUUUAAUUUCCUCAAAAACAGGUUAUUCAUGGUCCAGUUCAAGUCCGUGUCAUAAAACAGAGAGCAUGUUUUUGACUGGCUGAAGAACAAAGGUUCCUUGCCGCUCAAAAAUGGAAAUUGAAAUGAUGAUGGCACAAUUUACUACUUGAAGGAAAUGAUUCAGUCAAAGAACUGUCUUGAACUUGUGUUCUACACUAUUUCCAGGAGUUGAACAAAAAAUCAUCUGUGUUUGAUCAAAUUAACUAUUGUCAAAGACUAAAAGGGAAAAUCAGCUUUUACCUACAGCUCUUUUGAAGACGUCUUUGAGACAUCUCUUACAGGGUUACAAGUCCUGGAAAAGUCAGGAAAUUUCAAUGUGAAACCUUGUAUUCCUUCCACCCAGCCAAAACAUUGCACUUUUUCAAUUCCGUUAGACUUAGCACGAACAAUGUUUAAUGAGAAAAUUUUUUAUAAGAAUUAAUGCUUUAAAAAGACAGUCAAAAAUAAAAAUAAUACAUGUUCCAAAACUCCAAAAAAACCAGGAAUUUUGAAAUCAAAGAAAAUGAUUAAUUCUGUUUUUAAAAUUCUGCCGAAAGAAUCUAAGGACCUUUUCCUUAUACAUGCCUCUUGGCUGGUCACAUUUCAUGAAUAUUCUUUUCUUUUAUUGAAAUAUUAUACGCAGAAAAGGUACUUUUCCCAUUUGUUAAAUUCUACAGUGCAUUUUUGCCAUCUAGUACCUCAACUGCUUAUUAAUCAUGCAUUGAAGCGUGCAGCUCUUUUUCCAGUAACUACAUUGUCUUAACGCAGAACUUUGGAUUAUGAGACAUUAGGUAAUAGUUUUUUUUUUGCUCUGUUCAAAUGAAUACAGUAGUUUUCUUAUUUUAAUCUUACCAAAAGAAAUUAUUCUUCGAUGCAGUUGCUAACAUGCAUUUCUCAACUCCUCCACUAGAGACAGAUUUCCUCUGUUCUAUUUCAUCAGCAUUUCUUUUUCAUACCUAUUACCAUUGCGAUAUCAUCAGUUGUGUCAGCAAUCGUGUAUCUUUAUUUUAACGAAUUGUGGUAUUACUGAGAAAUGUCACAGCAAUGGAAAAUACAACAUUCUAAUUAAUUUAAACUCUAUUUUAAAAAAAAAUCAUGCCCCUGACUUGUUUUCUUUGUAUUGUGUAGAUAGACUUCAUAAACUAAAAAAAUGACCGAUAAUUUUUUUGUAUUUGAUAAAACGUGUAUAAAUAAUUUGUAUGAUCGAAGAAAAAUGCUGUCCAUCACAGGUAUACAAACUUCAUCAUGAAUUCGUAAAUAAUAAGUUUUGACCUAGUCAAAUUCUGUUCGCCUACUCUGAAGUCAAUAUCUAAUAUCUUAUUUGAGAGCAAAGGACCCUGCAUGGAAAACUAAGGGGUUUCCAGCUGGCUAAAUUUUGUUAAGAGCCCACACCAAGUAAGCUCACACACUCAUAGACUGCGACAGGAGAUCCGCCAUCUUGAUUCUUCCAUUUGCUUUGCAUGUAAAAGUGGCAGCAGACAAUAUUCUGUCACAAUCUAAAAGUGCAUUAACUUAUUUGGUGUGGCCUCUUUUAUUUGAUAUGAUGUGCUCUAUAAAUUCUUAAACAUGAUAAACCUAAAAAAUCGAACGUUCUGUGUGCCAAUUUUGAGGAAAGCAAGGUUGCAAAGUGAAUUCUUCCGCAUUUUCUUGCCGAAAUAGGUGAAUAAGAAGAGCUUUUUUUUGCUCGCUGGCCAGGAAAAUCAGACAUAAGAAAAGAAUGAAACUCCUUCAAAUGAAAAUAGUACAAGACACAACGUCCCUACACACAAGUUAUUUUACCCCUUCAUUAGAAAAGUUGAAAAAUUCCUUUGUCAGACUUCCUCUUCUCGGAAUCGGUACAAAAAAGAAUGAUAUUUAAAGCAAACCAUGCUCAGGAGGUUGUGAAGAACAUUUUAUUAAAUAAUAAUGAAAUCUAGCUAGGGCUAAAUUCUCUGGUUUACCAUGCUGAGUUCUUUUCAUUAUUAGAGGCAUUUGCAAUAUAUAAACUAGUUGAUAAUCUGAUUUAGCUCUUAAAAAACUCUGUUCAGAUUUAGAAUCUUUGCAGGAUAACAAUCUUUCCUCAAAUCUAGGAAGCAUUGCAAUUUUUUAAAAAUGUUUCGGCAUUGCCACAUCUUUCUGAAAGCAAUUAAUUUGCAUUCGUCUCUAUUUAGUAAUUCUGCUCGUCUGACUUUCUCUUUUCUACCACGGCCAAAGGUAUCGAAUUAACCUCUUUUAACCUAUGUAAAAAAUAAUUUUUCUGAACAAUACAUCUGUUGAAACGGAAACAAA
Bemisia tabaci is the source of this 6886-nucleotide messenger RNA. RefSeq names its product CASC3 exon junction complex subunit (gene btz). Gene Ontology annotation, cellular component: exon-exon junction complex. The record is from RefSeq and is a predicted model, not a curated record. Gene Ontology annotation, biological process: mRNA processing. NCBI's taxonomy places the organism in Eukaryota, Metazoa, Arthropoda, Insecta, Hemiptera, Aleyrodidae. Gene Ontology annotation, molecular function: mRNA binding.